This is a messenger RNA of Aplosporella prunicola CBS 121167, 604 nucleotides long. RefSeq lists its product as uncharacterized. The transcript has 3 exons. Lineage: Eukaryota; Fungi; Ascomycota; Dothideomycetes; Botryosphaeriales; Aplosporellaceae. The annotation marks the transcript as partial. The record is from RefSeq and is a predicted model, not a curated record.
AACUUUGCUUCACACUUCUCCUCUCGCACACGUUGUCUCUGCACUUAGUUAUUGGCCUCGAGGUACACACGACAAGAUGGGCAUCUACGUGGGGCCUCCGGCCAAGACGUCUUCUUCUUCUUUUUCGUCGUCGUCGAAGCCCCCGGCAGCAGCAGCACCCAAACAACCAGACUUGAACCCGAAGCUUGUCGAGAUGAUAGAGAUAAUGCAAGAGCGAGAAGCCGCUGAAUGGGCGCCAAUCGCGUCUGGAUCUGGUUCGGAGCAGGCUGGCUCGCGUGAUCAGGAUCCAUUUGAUGGGGAUUUGGAUUUUAGUGUAAUUGCUGGAGAAGCUGAAUUAGAGGAGUUUGAUUUCGAGGCCUUUCUGAAUGGUAGUUGAUCUGCGUCGGAGGGGAUGGAUUGGUUCUUGUCGGUUGUCUUGUGCGUAUUUGGUUGCUUGAUUGCUAGGUGAUUGGUGAAGAGCGUAUACCGAGAUGGUUGCCUUUUUAUUAUCCUAGCCGAAGAAUCAAUCAAUUUCUCGAGUUGACUUUUGUUUGAUUUCUAGUUCUUAAUUUACUUUCAACCAGAGCAUUUUGGCUUGUUUCAUAUGAAAAUCGAUAGUUGGCAC